This is a messenger RNA of Harmonia axyridis, 3828 nucleotides long. RefSeq names its product piggyBac transposable element-derived protein 4-like. The transcript is spliced from 2 exons. The coding region runs from base 1594 to 3495 and encodes 633 amino acids. The record is from RefSeq and is a predicted model, not a curated record. Lineage: Eukaryota; Metazoa; Arthropoda; Insecta; Coleoptera; Coccinellidae.
GCUCCAGAAACUUUAACAUUCUUUUUUUCAAAAUUUUUUCUAUUAUUUUAGACACAUUUGAAAUCAAUGAAAUCGGCCUAUAGUUACAUAUUUCGGUCUUGUUUCCACCUUCAUAAAGAGGUAUUAUGAGGCCUAUCUUCAAUAUCUCUGGAAAAAUACCAUUUUCAAAACAACAAUUGAUAACAUGGGAAAGGGGUUCGGAGAUUUCUUUCAUUAUCUGUUUCAGUGCCUCUGCACGUAUGACGUCGAUUCCUGGCGACUUUCCAUUUUUUAAACUUUCAAUGAUAUUUUCGCCUUCCUUCGGAUCUGUAGGACUAAUAAACAAGUUUCAUUCUGAAAUUUAUCCGUUUCUUCAUUAUUUUCAAUAUUUGGAAUAUUUUUGGCAUAUCGUUCUCCUACAGUGCUAUAGUGCUCAUUAUGCUUCAGCAAUGUCUUUUAGAUUUUCCGAAGUACCUACCCUCAGUUAUUUUUAUCAUAUCAAUCCUUGUUGCAAGUUUGAUAUCAUUACAUACUCUAUGGGCAUAAUCCCAUAAAGCCUUCGGUUCAGAUUAAUUUCUUGAUAUAUAUUUCUGAAAAUAGGAUUUUUUUGAGUUCCUUGUACAUAUUAUUUUUUCAUUUAUUAAUUUUAAUAAUGUUAAUCCAUAAUAGUGUUAUCCAGGAAUUACGUUUGAAAUUUAUGUUUUCGAUUUUCACAUAAAUGGUAUUUUUUUAUAUAGUUUGUAAGAAUGGUAAUAAAUGUUUCAGUAACUGAAUCCACGCCUGUUUUCGUAUACAUUCCUUGCCAGGAUUCAUUCAGUAAGUCUUGUUUAAGUUGCUCAUAAUUCAUGUAAAUAUUUUCUUUGUUCCGUGUCUAAUUGUUUGGGUUGCACAGCUUUACCGCAAGAUAGCAUAAUCGCGCUUUGGUCAGUUAUUAAAUAGCCAAUCACACAGUCUGGAGAACUCUUCUAAUUCCAACCCUUAGCAUAAAAAUGAUCGAGACAAGAGCCGCUUGCUUGUCUAGUGCAUUUGUUUAUGAAGGAUACAAAUCCAAAGCUGUUCAUAAUAUUUUUGUAUUCCUCAGCAAAAUCUUCAUUGGUUAGAAUAUUAAUAUUAAUGUCACCUACUAUUACGUGCCUCUGACAUGAUUUUGUUUACAGAUAGUUGUAUGAGCUUUGAUUGAACAGUUUGGUACACUGAUGUGGAGAUUUAUAUAUGGCUGUUACCUUCAUAUCUUUAUUGAAUGCUCCCUUUAUUGAAAUGUCUAUCGCUUUUGUUUUCCCGAUUUCAACAAUUUUAUAAUCGAAUGUAAGGUUCUCUUUAACGUAUAGACGACCACUCCGUCGUUCCUAUUGUAACAACCUUCAUUAUAAAUACAAUUAACACGUUCGCGACAUCGAGUGAUUCACAAAGAUACCCGUGUGGACGUUCAAAUUCUUGACCAUUUUCCGUCGUGUCCCACCGGUGGGUCACGACGUUCCCAAGUUAUAAUUGUCUCUCAUAGUCGUCGUGUCCCACCGGUGGGUCACACAGGGCUUAUAUUAGCUCUGUGUGAACCAGCGGUCAUUUGAGCACGCUAACAUAUGUUGGACUUUUUUUGUUUCAGAUCAUUGAAAAAUGAGUUCAAGAGCUCGAAAAAUAGUUUCAUUAGCAGUGAAAUCUUUGAACGAGGAAGAUUCUCAACAGGCAACAUCGUCUGCUGAUCCAGACCCAUCAUCGCAGGAAUCACCCUGCACCCGAAAUUCUCCCUUACUUCCACAAGCAGCAGGUUCAAAUCAAAGAAGCAGGGCAUAUAUUAUAUCGUCUUCAGAAUCUGAACCAUUUGAGAGUUCUGAAGAUUCAUACAGACCUUCAGAUGACGAGGUUGAAACUCCCAACGUGUUGUCAGAAAGUGAAGUAUCAAGUGAUGACGACAAAAAUGAUAAUGGCAACGUUGCGGAAACAGACGAUUUGGACAGGUGGGGACCUUGUACGGAACUGCCAGUCACUUUCCAAUUCACUAGGCAAAGUGGUUUGAAAAAAGAUAGCUUGGAUUUGAAUAAACCAUUUGAUAUAUAUCAACAGUUUAUAACAAAUGAAAUUAUUGAUCUUAUUGUUUCGGAAACUAACAGAUAUGCAUCGCAACUGAAGUCCAAACCACUUCGACCUCGAUCAUUAUUGCACAAAUGGGUAGACACAAACAGAGAAGAGAUGCAAAGAUUCUUGGCUGUUCUACUGAUUAUGGGCAUCAAUGAACUUCCAAAAAUGCGCUUAUAUUGGUCAAACGACGAAAUGUAUGGAAACGAUCUGAUCAAGAAAACCAUGACACGGAACCGAUUUGAUAUGAUGUUGAGGUGUUUACAUUUUACAGAUAACACUGAUCCCGAAGCCAAUGCCGACAGGCUCUCUAAAAUAAAAACUGUCGUUGAGCUAAUUUGUCGCCAAUUCCAAGAGACACUUACACCAAACGAAGAGGUCGUGAUAGAUGAAAGUAUGGUGCCUUGGAGAGGCAGGUUAGUAUUCCGGCAGUACCUUCCUGCGAAAUCACAUAAAUAUGGUGUGAAAAUAUAUAAAGUGUGUACAACAGAAGGGUACACCUAUGACUUGCGAAUCUACGCCGGAAAAAACAUUUCAACUGGUGUCACAGCACAAAAUGGGAAGGGACACACAUAUAACAUCUGUAUGGACUUACUGAAAGACCUCAAACAUGAGGGACGCAUAUUAUAUAUUGAUAACUUUUACACCAGUGUGCAACUGUGUCGCGAUCUUCUGCAAUCUCACACAUAUGUGUGUGGAACUCUACGCAGUAAUCGAAAGGGAAAUCCGAAAACAGUGUGCACGAAAAAACUGAAGAGGGGAGAAGUUUAUGGCCAACAGAAUCAAGAUGGAAUUCGUGUAUUGAAGUGGGUAGAUAAACGACCUGUUUUGAUGAUUAGUUCUGUUCCGGCUCAUGCAGCUUGCCUAGUACCAACGGGUAGGAAAAACCGAAAUGGAGAUGAUAUAGUCAAACCACAUGCAAUUAUUGCUUAUAACAAAGCAAAAAAAGGUGUUGAUGUUUCGGACCAGAUGUCCUCUUACUACACUUGUCUGAGAAAAAGCCUAAAAUGGUAUAAGAAAGUUAUAUUUGAGAUUAUGCUCGGAACAUGUAUUGUGAAUGCUUGGGUUUUACACAACAAUUACAACAAAGGUGGAAAAAAAAUGGACAUGCUUAGGUUCAGAGAAAACGUUAUUCAUGGGUUGCUGAACCAAGGAGAUGCAACUACUAGUGCAGAUAUACAAGGUGGAGGCGAUGGACCCAUGAAUGAGAAUUUGGAGCACUCAAGAAAGAGAAAGCGGUCGAAGUCGCAACAUAAGAUUGGGAAGUAUGAAGGGAGUGCAAGAAAAAACAGAAGAAGGUGCAGUGCUUGCUACAAACGUAUCCAACAAGAGAUGGGUUCCAAAGAGGCGAGAGUAAAAGCAAAAAAAGUGCUUACAUAUUGUGUUGAUUGUGAUGAAAAACCAACUCUCUGUAUCUCUUGUUUCAAUGAACUACACAAAUAGAUGCAGUUUAUUUUCAUUUUCACGUAAAAAAUUAUUGAGUUUUGAGAAAAAUAAUUAUGUUUUUAUAAUUUUUAUAUGUUAUGAAAGAAUGAUGUUACUUUUAUUUUUGUUAAAUAUAUUAUGCUUUCGUCUGUUGUUCCAGAAAUAAAACAUUUUUUGGCAUUAUGGCCUUAUUUUUUAUCCAAAUUUCACAAUUCCAAAACCACACUGCACAUAGCUUCAUGUACUUCACCUGCAGCCGUAGCUACAAUUUCAAAGAUCUACCUAGAAAAUGCAGAGAUAUAUUUGGCUAAAUAAACUGAACACAGCGUGACCCACCGGUGGGUCACGAAC